ACAGGUAGCUCACAUGUGACAGUUAUCUGACUGUGAGUGUGUGUGUGUGUGUGUGUGUGUGUGAGUGUGUCCGCUACACGGAGCCGCUCUGCUGCUCUCUCUGCAUGAUGCUCUUUUCAGUGACUGGCUGCAUGGUGCUGAUUUUACUGUGAAGACUCAGGAGGAAGGAAAGUCACUUUAACUUCAAGGAUAGUGGAAGCUGUGAGAACUGCACUAUCACAAAAAAGAGAGAGAAGGAAAGGAAGGAGGCCGCAGGAUGAAGUCCAAAGGAAAGGCUACAAGAUCAUCUAGUAGAACCUGGUCUGACCCAGAUGCAGAGCUGGAACCAGACACAGAACCAAGCACAAGUGAGCAAGAGGGCUCAGAGGCCUCCGUGCGGAUCAGAGGCUCCUGGAGAGGUUCCCUGAGGAGUGGGGACGGCAAGCGUCAAGGAGGAGGAGGCCGGAGACGCAGGCAGCAUGGCUCCAGCAACAAGGAGCGCAGCGUCCGGCGACUGGAGAGCAACGAGAGGGAACGCCAGCGCAUGCACAAACUCAAUAACGCCUUCCAAGCGUUACGAGAGUCCAUCCCCCACGUCAAGACCGACAAAAAGCUGUCCAAGAUUGAGACCCUGACCCUGGCUAAAAACUACAUCAAAUCCUUAACCAGCAUCAUCCUGGACAUGUCUGGGGCCUGCCUGCCUGCUGGAGGGGAUCCAUCAGAGGCCAGUGCUGCCAAGCUGCUCCAGUGCUACCAGCAGCAUCUGGAGGAUGAGGGGGAGGCAGAUCUCACCCAGUACCUUACCCAUGUGCACAGCUUGAGUCAGCUAAGCUAACAGAGGCUAAAUCUGGCUUUGAGACUAGGAGGGACCCCAGAAACCUGUUUCCAAGUCAGACAGAGGUGUUGUGAAACAUCUGGGGUCCAAAAGAUAUCCAGUUUUCUACAGGCAUACUAUUCUGGGAUCUGGUCUUGGGGGGAGGUGCUCUGUAGGAACUGGAUGGUUACAGAUAACUGACCAUAGAAGAUGGAGGGCUGCCAAACUAUAACUUGCAAAAUGUGGAAUUUGAGGACACACAGACUGACGACUGGACAGUGAAAACCUCAUGGACCUUUAAUGAAGUGUACAAAGACUAAUUUAUUACAGUACAUUUUAAAGAGAUGGGCCACUCUGUCUCUUCUCUUGUUUUCUUAAAGUUUGAGCGGUGCAAGAAAGUUGUUCUCUUUUUUUUGUUAUCUUGUGAUCUUUUUGUGUGUUUGUUAUUGAGAAACUUACCGAAACCUAGCCUCUGGUCAUAACUGUCAAAUCCUGGAAGAGAGGAGAGGCAAGCAGAAGGACUAAAUAUUGAAAUUUUGAGACCGAAACACGUGUUUGCUCACUUUUUUUUACUUUGAGUGCACGUAUACUCGUCUUUUUACAGCUGGAAGGCAGAGAUGAUGUUUAAAGUGUUUGUUAUUUGACUUCCGUGUCUCUGUGUGUCUUGAGGCAGGACAUUGCAGUGAAAAGAAGAGGAACAUUUGUUAUCAAUAAACUCAUUUAUUUAUUGA
Messenger RNA from Notolabrus celidotus (New Zealand spotty), 1524 nucleotides. RefSeq names its product basic helix-loop-helix family, member a15 (gene bhlha15). The transcript has 2 exons. Gene Ontology annotation, molecular function: protein dimerization activity. The record is from RefSeq and is a predicted model, not a curated record. Lineage: Eukaryota; Metazoa; Chordata; Actinopteri; Labriformes; Labridae. Bases 257 to 814 code for a protein of 185 amino acids.